CAUCAAAUUAAUAAAGAAAUCCAGAGUCUAUCUUUCCCUGUCUAUAAAUAUGUACCCAAAAGCACUUAUCCCUACCAAGUUCUAGCUAGCAACAAAAGCCCAGUUUUACUGUGCUUGCCUAGCUAAAUGGACUACCUCACUACCACUGACUCUAACUCAAAUAAUUUCGCCAGCUCUUGUUCUUCCGUGACAAAAAACAAUCGUGGUGGUGGGAAGAACAAAAGUAAUGGAGUGAGGCUGUCCACUGACCCACAGAGCGUUGCGGCUAGGGAGAGGAGGCACAGGAUCAGCGACCGCUUCAAGAUCUUGCAGAGCUUGGUUCCUGGCGGGACAAAGCUGGACACGGUGUCCAUGCUGGAGGAGGCCAUCCACUAUGUGAAGUUCCUCAAGACUCAGAUAUGGCUUCACGAGACCAUGAUCAACAUUGCGGACGAUUACCAUGAUCCCUUGUCGUCAUCAUCACCACCGUCCAUGUUGAUGGAUAUUCCAGCUCAUGAUCAUGAUCUUCAUCCAAUUGGGUUUCUUGAUCAUGAUCUUUGUCCAACUGGGUGCUUUGAUCAUCUUUCUCACCAGCUUCAUCAGCAGACUCAUGAUGUGUACGCUCACAGCGAUUUCGUUAGUGCUGCUGCUUCAGUGCAACCACCGUCACCACCAGCAGUUAAUAUUCCAAUAAUGCCCGAGUACAAUUGCUUCCAAAGGUCAAGGAACAAUUGGCAAUAUUGAAGCCUAUAUGAAAUAUUUUAGCUAGCUUUAGUAAAGAGGGGACGGGCGAGAGGGUUCUCCGUGCAAUGGUUCUUUUCUCAAGGAAACGGUUUGGUACCUCGCAUCACCAUUGACGAAGAGCUAAUUUCGCUUAAUCUUAAUUUAUUUUCAUCAGAAAAUAGCUAGCUUAAAUCUCUGUCUCUCUCUUAGGUUAUGAAUUAGUAUGUUGGGGAGUUAGAUGUGAUUAUAUGGUAGUAUGGUGUGUUUCAAUAACAAAAAUGUUUCUUUUAACUAAUGUUACUUUGUGUUGCUCUAAAAAUGGAAAGGAAUGUUCUCUGU
Pyrus x bretschneideri (Chinese white pear) is the source of this 1041-nucleotide messenger RNA. RefSeq names its product transcription factor bHLH140-like. Gene Ontology annotation, biological process: regulation of DNA-templated transcription. Lineage: Eukaryota; Viridiplantae; Streptophyta; Magnoliopsida; Rosales; Rosaceae. The transcript has a single exon. The record is from RefSeq and is a predicted model, not a curated record. Gene Ontology annotation, molecular function: protein dimerization activity; DNA-binding transcription factor activity. Bases 127 to 723 code for a protein of 198 amino acids.